AUGUGCCCCGCGGAGUCGGCCGGUCCGGGACUCCCUCAGCUGCUGUGCGCCCGGUUCGAGGACUCCCUGGAGAGCAGCCCCUGGCCGCCGCCCGCACACACUCUUGACUCUGCCAUUUCCCCGGUCUCUGGGGAGUCGCCCCCUGGUGUGGAGAAGAUGCAUGGCCAGGAAGCCCCGGCGCCCACCUGCCCCUGUGGCACGCGGCAAGCUGCCCGCGCGAUAAGUCCCCAGAGAGUCACCUUUGAGCCUUGCCCUCCUCACGUCUCUUCGGAGCCCGACUUAACCGGACUGCGCCAAUCAGAACGAGAUGCCUAUGAGUCGAUUAUGGAAUUUCUAGAGCAAGAACGGAUGAGCGAGUUCUCCAAGCUGAGCUUCCUCAGGGCCGUGGAGACCCUGAGUGGCGUGGUGCGCACGCAGCCGGACGGCAACAUGAAUGACUAUUGCCCCAAGAACGUGCUGGCCAAGAAGGUCAAGAUGCUGAUCCUGGAAGAAUCCUUUGAGGUCCUGGACAGCAACGUGCGCCAGCAAGCCAUGCUGUGCAUCGUGGCCCUGAGCCAGGUGAACCCCCCAUUCCACCUGUCCCAGAAGCUGGACCUGGUCAACGCGGGUGUCGCCAGCGUCUUCUCUCUGCCGCUCAUCAUGCCCAGCCUGGACCGCAAGGACAGCGCGAGUCUCUACCUGCAGACGGUCCAGGCCCUGGACGACAUGCUGCACGCACUGGUGAUGGACGACCUGAACCCUGACAUGCGCAUCCUGCAGCACUUCCUGGAGGUCCUCUUGCCCUGGGUGACGCUGUCAGACAAAGUGCACGAGCAGACCCGGGCCUUGGGCGCCAUGUCCCGCUUGCUGAGGUUCAUCUGCAAUUUCCCCGAACUGUCGCACAUGGCGGAGUUCUCCAUGUCGGGGACCCUGAUGGGCAUCUUGGGCCUCUUCUGCUUGCACGCCAACCAUGACGUCAGCAUGGGGGCAUCGGAGGCCUUGCACUACUUGUUCAAGAUCCUCGUGCUCCAGAGAAGCGUGAAGCAGAAGACCGAGGGCACCCUGAAGGACCUGCAGAAGCACUUCCGCGGGAAGUGGCUGGCCAACAUGCAGACUCUCACCUGGUUCUUCAAGAAAUACCUGAGCCCCGACGAGAGAGCAGAUGUGCUCCUAGUGGCCAUGGAGACCGUGGCGAGCUCCCACAUCCCUGACGUCUGUGCCGCGGCCCGGAUGUUGAAGAUGAUCCUGAAGUACCCGCUUCCAGAGAUGGGAAAGGUGCCGGAGAUCAUCCAGUACAUUUACUACCACAUGAGCAGCAUCACCGAGGGCAGCGCGCACAAGAUGGUCAGGAAGAUCCUGCACCUGCUGGCCCAGGCCUACACGGAUGACGUCAUCCUGACGCUCUUCAAGAUCGAGGACCAGUCUCAGAAAGGCGUCCGCAAGCCCUGGGAGAUCCUGGCGUCCUUCCCCAAAGGCUACGAGAUGAUCAUGGAGCACUUGCUGCUGAGACUGGCUCCGCACCGGAAGGCCAAGGGCCGGGAGCCCGGGCCCCGCACCGUCAUCUCCCCGCUGAUCGCCACCAGGGCCAUCCACGAGCUGCUGCUGGAGCCCAGCCGGCGCAUGGAGGUGCAGGCCCUCUUCUCCUCACUGUUCACGGCCCUGCUGUCCCAGAUCUCCUGUCUCGUGCUGGAAGGCUGUGCCGAGACCAUGCAGGACCAGCAGCACGUGACCGAAUGGGUGGAUCCCUUGAGCUCCACCGUGGAGGCCUUGAAGACCCUGAUGCGGUGCUCGGGCUACGCGGACCACGUGUCUUACGUCCGGAAACUGGGGGGCUGGGAGCUGCUCGUCAACCCCGAAAGACACUACGAUGGAGUGGCUGUGCUGGCCAGGUCCCUGGUCGCCAUGGACUGUUGGCACAACUGCCCCCUCUUCAGCCACAUCAUCAGGCUCCUCCAGGAGCCGGACUGCGUCAGUCACCUCACGGCCCUGGUGUUCCUGACCGAGCUGCUGCAGUGCCCCGAGGUGGCGGCCACCGUGGACGACAUCACCACCCACGUGCUGGCUACCUGGUUCAAGAGCGAGGAGCCCGCCACGCUGAAGGUGUUGCUGCACGUGGCAGAGGUCUUCGCACAGCACCCGACCACGGAGCGGAGGCUGCGCAUCCUGCAGCCCCACGUGCUCAACUGCUGCUACUCCUCCGACGGGGACGUCGUCAUGGAGACGCUGCUGGUGCUGAGACGGCUGCUGCAGCACCUGAGCUGGGCCGCCUCCUCCGCCUUCCUCAUCCAGCUCUCCUUCACGCUGGCGCCCUUCUUCGAGGAGGAGCUGGAGCACCUGCGCUUGGCAGCCUUCGAGAUCUACGGAAGCCUGCUGGCCAAGGUCAAGCGCAGGACCCUCGUCUUCCCCUUGAGGCACCAGGUCCUCAACUUGGUCGUCCCGCUGGUGCUGCACCUGAGAGAUGUGAACAUCAACGUGGCUCAGGUCUGCCGGCUCGCCCUGAACCACACGGCUGCUUUGCUGGGCUGGUCAAGGCUCAAAGUGCUGGUGGCCGAGGAGGACGAGUUUACGGUCCUCAGAGCUCUGCUGCAGCAGCAGGCCAGCAAGGCCCCGUGGUUCCUGCGACAGAGCGUGGCUCUCUUCAAGAGCCCGCAGGCCCCCAUCCGCCAGGCAGCCGUGUGGUUUGCAGGCCAGAUUAUACAAACCCUAGACUUGGAAGAGGAAGAGGGAGUUGAAGAAGCCUACACAGCCCUGAGGUCCAUGCGGAAAGACCCCGACCCCACGGUCAGCUGCCUCACCAUGCAGACCCUGUACGUCCUGGAAACCCACCGGCAGCAGGCACUGGCCAAGGCCUCCACGACCUGUUUCUGCAGGCGCCAAGAGUCCCGAGGCCAGGGCAAGCGCUUGCGCUUGAAACCACCUUGA
Lepus europaeus (European hare) is the source of this 2901-nucleotide messenger RNA. RefSeq names its product maestro heat-like repeat-containing protein family member 7. The record is from RefSeq and is a predicted model, not a curated record. Bases 1 to 2901 code for a protein of 966 amino acids. Gene Ontology annotation, cellular component: cytoplasm. The transcript has 24 exons. Lineage: Eukaryota; Metazoa; Chordata; Mammalia; Lagomorpha; Leporidae.